CCAUGCAUCUUAGCUGGUAGAUCGGUCUUGGCAGGGAGAGAUGAAAGAUGGAUACUGGCUGGGGCAGGAUAACCCUGGUGUCUACCUUGAAGAGAGACAAGCUCUGAAUGAGGACUACACAAAUUCAGGCUUUGACUGUGGUCACCUCAACCCCAACGGACACCAUGCAGUCCCUAGUCGCAACGCCACUUUCAUCCUCACCAAUGUGGUUCCUCAGAACCCCAAGCUGAACAAGAAUGCCUGGAGGAUCCACGAGUCCCAGCUCACCGAGCUUCAUGUGGCUUUAGGAUGGUUUCUGGAGAAGUGCCCUAAGGCCUACGUGCUGGUCGGUGCCAUUCCUUCUGCAGACAGCUGGAUUGUUAAAAACAAUGUUAAGCGUGUCAACAUCCCAGACUACCUGUGGAAUGCCUACUGCUGUGUGGACAACAACGACAGACCCAUUCAGAGCAGCGCUGCCAGAGCAAAAAACACAGAGAACAACUUGGCAGCAGUUUAUCGCACAGCCAGUGGGAGAGUUGUUUUACAACAAUUGCAGAUAUAAAAGCAAUGAUGACAGUAAAGGAAGGCGAGAAGGUUGUGCAGUCUACAGUACUGUAAUGUACACACUCGGCCCAAGCGAGAGCCCGUGGUGAAGACAGAGCAACAACAGCAGUCUUAAACCUGUAAUUAAACUGUAAAUGCUGUCAUACAGUGAAUAACCUGGAAAUUGGUGAUUAAACUGACUCUCAGGAGGUGUUAUAUUAGCUACAUUUUAAGCUGACAUAAUAAAAUGUUACAUAUAAACCUACAGCUUAGACUCGCAAAGUAAAGUUUAGAUUGAAAACCAUUAUGAGAAAGGCCAAGCAAAGCUUAACAUUUUUUAUUUAAAGACAUUUAAAAUGCUUCUUCAGCGCACAGCAGCAGCUGAGGAUAGAUAGACUUGAAUAACAAGCAGCAUCUCCAGCCUUAUGUUUCAAUGUUUUUUUCAAGACAUGCUUGUAAUUAAUAAUUUCCUAGAAUAUUUGAAGUGAUCAAUGAAAAUGACUAAGCCACUUCUAGACUCAUCGAGGCUCUCACCUUUUAUUUGGACUGAGAAACUGUAAUCUUGUCCCUCUUUUACUUCUUACCUGCAGUCCCUAGCUUCAACACCACCCAGACGAAUGUGGUUCCUCAGAAUCCCAAGCUGAACCAGAAUGCCUGGAGGAUCCACGAGUCCCAGCUCACUGAGCUUCAUGUGGCUUUAGGACCACCCACAUGUUCCAAUACUGAGUUUCCAGUUCCAGUCAGGUCAGGGAUGACCCUCUGUUUGGGAGACUGCACUCAUUUAAAAAAAAGAAAAAACUAUGACAAAAAAGAAGAGGAAAUAAUGAUACAAUCACAGACUUAUGAGUGAUUCAAACUGCCUGAGCCCAGCUGAGGCUCAGCAACUCUUCAUAUACAUACUGUUAGGUACAUAUGUUUUUCAACACUGACACAAGUUUUUUUUUUUUUUUUUUUUUUUUACCUGUUUACUGAAACAUAUGCCAAUUAUAGUUAUAUAAUGGUCAUGGACAUGAUAUGUAGACUCUCAGGUUCCACAUUCAAAUUGGAUGAAGUGCUUAAGUGUUUUAGCUCCUUAACAUGUGCCACCCUAUUUUUGAAGGGAACAAUAGUUGAACAAUUGACUCAAAUGCAGGUGUGGGCAGUUCCUUCAUUAUGUCAUUAUCAGUUAAGCAGACAAAAGGCCUGUCGCUGAUUUUAAGUGUGGUGCUUGCAUUUGGAAGAGUUUACUGUGAACAGACAACAUGCGGUCAAAGGAGCUCUCCAUGCAGAAAAACAAGCCAUCCUUAAGUUGCAAAGAAAAGCCAGCACAGUUUAGGAAAAAGAUUCUUUGGACAGAUGAAAUCAAGAUUAUCAUCUACCAGAAGGAUGGCAGAGGCAGUGUGAUGGCUCGGUCAUGACUGGCUGCCAGUGGGACUGGGACACUAGUGUUUAUUGAUGAUGUGACACAGGACUGAAGCAGCCGAAUGAAGUCUGAGGUGUCCAGAGACAUAUGUCUGCUCAGCUAAAUGCAGUCAAAUUGAUUGGGUGCUGUUUUACUAUAUAGAUGGACAAUGACAAAAAUAUGCAUUCAAAGGAAGUCAGGAGUUUAAUAAAUCAAAGCCACUGCAGUAAAGGCCUGACAGAGCAUUAAAAAGGAGGAAACCCAGCAUCUGGUGAUGUCCAUGAGUUCAAGACUUCAGGCUGUCAUUGCCAGCAAAGCAUUUUCAACCAAGUAUUAGAAAUGAACAUUUUAUUUUCAGUUCUUUAAUUUGUCCAAUUACUUUUGAGUCCCUGAAAUGAAGGGAUUG
Molecule: messenger RNA, 2309 nt
Organism: Oreochromis niloticus (Nile tilapia)
Lineage: Eukaryota; Metazoa; Chordata; Actinopteri; Cichliformes; Cichlidae
Product: endonuclease domain-containing 1 protein-like
Exons: 2
Coding region: 41-541 (166 amino acids)
Molecular function (GO): nucleic acid binding; hydrolase activity; metal ion binding
Source: RefSeq, a predicted model, not a curated record